AUGGCGGUGGAUCCAGCCUUGACCCACCCACUUAUUGCCUAUUUUGCCCGAGCCUGCCGAUACCCCAAAAUCGGAGUGUUCUCCGUACGAUCUGUGAUGGAGAACCCUCCCCAGGAACCCACUAAAGUAGUUUCCUAUGAGGGACGACGCUACCGCAUCAUCAUUGGCUCUUGCAAUGGAUUGCUGUGCUUGCACGAUGAAGAGCGCGGCGAGGAUGGAUUCAUAAUAAGCCAUCGUGCCAUGCUGUGGAACCCCUGCACCGGAUUCACUUCUCAGCCGCUUGAAAUUGCAGGUGUCCUCUCCAUUUGCGGAUUCGGUUAUGAUCAUGUCAAUGACAAGUAUAAGCUCUUGGCUGUUGUGAGAAAGAAAUCAGGCGAACCCGUCACCACCAGAAUGUUUACAUUCGGCCCAAAUUCUACCUGGAGAACAAUCCAGGAUUUCCCCCAUAAUUAUUUUGACUUUCAUUCCGGGGAAUAUCUGGAGCGUCUUGCAGGGCUUUAUUUAAGUGGCACUGGCACUCUUAAUUGGCUUCUUUACAGCUAUAGUAGUUUUGUGAAGGUUAUUUCCCUUGACUUGGUCAAAGAGACUUAUAGUCAGUUUUCCCUUCCCAGCAGGGAUUCACAUGAUAAUCUCUUGAUGGAACCCAAAUUGGGUAUCUUGAGGGAUUGUCUUGCUGUUUGUUAUGAGACUAAGAAAACUCAUUGGACUGUCUGGUUCAUGAAGGACUAUGGAGUUCCUCAGUCUUGGACUAAAUUGACCACAAUCCCCCACCACCCGCUACUCGUUCAUAGUCCCUCAUGCGUUGCAUUACAGCCUAUAUACAUGUUGAAAGAUGUUCUCCUUGCAGUUGCUCUGAGUGGCAAGUUUGUUUUAUGUAACUUAAAAGAUGGCAGCAUAGAUCUUCCUAAUAUUAACAGCUCCAGUGAUGGCAUGCCCAGACUUCUUCCUUUAACUCAGCACGCAUGUACAAGGGUCUUUCAACUCUAUCAUGAAAGCUUAGUUUCACCCUCGCACUUUGGUCUUCCAAGUUGCUCAUCUGAGAUGCGGUUAAUUAAGCCAAGCCUAUAA
Molecule: messenger RNA, 1068 nt
Organism: Arachis ipaensis
Lineage: Eukaryota; Viridiplantae; Streptophyta; Magnoliopsida; Fabales; Fabaceae
Source: RefSeq, a predicted model, not a curated record